AUUUCCCCUCUCUCUCUCCCUCGAGAAGAAGAAUUAGUAAAUUUCUUUCUUUGAUUCUUUGCUUCCACUUGAAGAUAUCUCUGUGUGUGGUUGGUUUUAGGAUCAUGUUUUUGAUUCAAUAUUGACAUGAUCGCAUGAAAAAUAGAAUUGAAUCUGCUGAAUAUUGAUAAAUAGUAAGAAAAAUCUUUAAUUAGGAAUUAAAAUUGAGCUCAGAAUAGUUGUUUAUAGUGAUUUGAAGUGAAUCUUCUGUAAAGGAGCUGAGGAUUAUCGAUUACGAUCGUGUGAUUUCGUUUCAGGAUCUUGAAGUGGGUGAAUAUGGCAAGUCUACAAGGACCAGUAAUUUGCCCAGCUGUACGUGCAAAACAAUCAGGAGGAGCAUAUACUUUACCAUUAAAUGGACCUGUAAUGAGAUCAAAAACUUUGACAAAUGGUUUUCUUGGAUUUAAAGGGAAUAAUAGAUGUGGGAUUAAGUUACAGCCUGUUCCCCAUCAAGUUCGUUUAAGGAAAUGUAUGACGGUUCGAUGUACUUUCAGUUCAUCGUCAGAUGGUAAUGGUAGUACUGCAGAGAACUUUAAUGAGAAUGAUGGUGAAUAUGUCAACUCCAGUGUAAUGGAAGCUGUUGAGGUGAAAAGUGGAGCAGAUGGUUUCAUGAUCAAAAUGCGAGAUGGUAGGAAUAUGAGAUGUGUUCACAACAAUCCUCAGGGUGGUCAACUGCCAGAUUAUGCUCCACAUCCUGCAAUUGUACUCAAGAUGGAAGACGGAAGUGAUCUUUUACUUCCAAUUAUUGUUUUGGAAAUGCCGAGCAUGUUGCUUAUGGCUGCUGUCCGCAAUGUUCAAAUUGCAAGGCCAACUGUAUAUCAAAUAAUUAAGGAAAUGAUUGACAAAAUGGGUUAUGUGGUGAAACUCGUUCGAGUGACUAAAAGAGUACAUGAAGCAUACUUCGCUCAGUUAUACCUUGUUAAGGCUGAUAAUGAAACAGAAAGAAUCAGUUUUGAUCUCCGACCUUCUGAUGCUAUUAACAUUGCAGUCAGAUGCAAGGUGCCUAUACAAGUUAACAAGUACUUGGCAUAUAGUGAUGGAAUGAAAGUUGUCGAAGCUUCUAAGCUGGCUGCUCAGGCUCCUCUUUCAGAUGGCUUGCUGUUCACUGAACUUGAUAGGCCAAAUGGUCAGCCUUGUGUUGAAGCCAAAGAGUUCGAUCUUAUCCGCAACAUGCUAAUUGCGGCAGUUGAAGAACGCUAUAGAGAUGCAGCUCAAUGGCGAGAUAAGCUUAGCCAACUUCGUUCCAAGAAGCAGAAGUGGGUCUGACGCAGAGUGUUAUCAUGUUUGUACAUAACAACCAUCUAUCAGUGCGGACAAGAUUCUAGGCAUCUCUCUGGUGGAAGUAGUAGUAGUCAUAUCUCUGUGGUCCCAUGUAUGUAAUAUAAUAAUUUGUGAAUAUCUGUAUAGGUCUAUGGAAGUUACUCCCUGAUUUGAUAACUUUCUUCUGCAUGGGAUAAUGUUCGAAAUUUAUGCUUAAUCUUCUUAAGUUUGGCAACUA
Messenger RNA from Papaver somniferum (opium poppy), 1537 nucleotides. Its product is annotated as bifunctional nuclease 1. The transcript is spliced from 11 exons. Bases 316 to 1305 code for a protein of 329 amino acids. The record is from RefSeq and is a predicted model, not a curated record. NCBI's taxonomy places the organism in Eukaryota, Viridiplantae, Streptophyta, Magnoliopsida, Ranunculales, Papaveraceae. Gene Ontology annotation, biological process: protein ubiquitination. Gene Ontology annotation, molecular function: nuclease activity. Gene Ontology annotation, cellular component: nucleus; VCB complex.